CGGUGGGGAAGGAUGGAGUCGUCGUUCUCCAAGCGACCUCUAUUUGCCUCGGGUAGAGCUCUGUCAGUGCAUUUACCCCGCAAAACAGAGUCAGUGUAAAAUACUCGCCGACGCUCCAGCCAAUAAUGAAACCCCAAGCUCUCCUCAAAUGGAUCUAGUCGAAUGGGGAGACUGCUAUUCAUAUGAUCCCUCCUCGGCACGUGCAGGGGGGGUAUUAUACAUAACCAAGACCAAGAAGGAGCGUCAAGAAGAAGAAAGGACUCUACUGCAACUCUGUCCCUAGCAUCUGAAAACCUCACCCUUGAGGCUUGCUGCUGUCAACUGUUAUUUGUUACCUCUGCGGGCGUUAUUAUUUGCGCGCGCGAAGGAAAGACGAGCCACGCGACAAUACAGACACCCCCAGUGUUCUCACAUUAACCGCCAAAAUGGACAAGAAGCUACUCAAAGCGUUCAUCGCGCAACAGGAGCUCGCAUCCGUCGCGGUCUUGACCCCGGAUUAUGACAAAAGUGAUCACUCAGCUUCGCGGAAGAGCCAUGCGAAUGCGGCUGUUGUAAUCAUCGGCGCGGGUAUCUCAGGAAUGUGCAUGGCCAUCGAUAUGAUCCGAAAGAACAAAUCGAGAGAUUUCAUAAUUCUCGAGAGGGGAAGCCAGGUUGGGGGGACUUGGGCUGAUAAUAAAUACCCAGGAGCAUGUUGCGAUGUUUGGAGCCACUUAUAUUCUUACUCGUUCGAACCCAACCCAAACUGGUCGCGCCAAUACCCUGGCCAGGAGGAGAUCUAUGCCUACCUCGUCGGUGUCGCAGAGAAAUGGGGCUUGUUCAAGCAUAUCCGAUUCAACACGUCUGUUGACGAGGCAGUCUGGUCGGACAAGGAGAGCAAAUGGACGGUUAAUGUCAGCGUCUCAGGCGAGAAGUCGGCACAAUACGGCGCUGCGUACUCGAUUAAGAGCGAUUUCCUCGCCUCUGGUGUAGGCCAGCUGAACACCCCGCAAUACCCUGACAUCGAAGGGCUGGAUACCUUCGAGGGCAAGAUGUUGCAUUCCGCGAGAUGGGACUGGAGUAUCGACCUUGAAGGCAAGAAGAUCGGGAUUAUUGGCAACGGCGCUACUGCCGCACAGAUCAUCCCGGAGGUGUCCAAGGUGUGCAAGAAUUUAACGAUAUUCCAGAGGACGCCGAACUGGGUCGUUCCUCGUGCCGACGAGGUUCUUGGCCCAAUCAUUCGGUCAGCGUUUAAAUACGUACCUGGCCUACGCGCGCGAUACAGAGCUAUCCUCAUGGAUGUUAGAGAAAACUUCUUCGACUCGAAUAUGCGAAAGAAUACGGAAGAGAACGACCACGUGCGCGAGUGGGCCAUUUCUCUGUUGAAGAAACAGAUUCCUGGCCGGCCCGAUCUGUGGGAGAAGCUUACGCCAAAUUACUCCCCUGGCUGCAAGAGAAUCCUGAUGACCGAUAAUUUACUUCCUUCUUUGGCUCAGCCGCAAGUCUUCAUUGAGACGACGCCCAUCCAGCGCAUCACACCCGCAGGUGUUGAGGUGGAGGGGAAGCUACACGAGUUUGACAUUCUCAUCCUCGCGACCGGUUUCCGCGCAACUGAAUUCAUGUACCCAAUCAAGAUUCGCGGUGCCGACGGCCGCUCCCUCGAAGACAUCUGGAGGGGUGGUGCGCGCGCCUUCCGCGGCGUGACGGUCGAGUCUCUACCUAACUUCGGCAUGACAUACGGACCAAACACGAAUCUCGGACACACGUCCAUUAUCCUGAUGAUUGAGGCACAGUCGCGGUACAUCAGCAGUAUGAUUGGGAAGGUGCUCAAGGCCAAGAGCCUCGGAAAGCAAAUAGCCAUCAAGCCGCGACCAGAGGUGGUGCAGGCUUACAACGACAUGGUCCAGGAGAGGAUGAAGGACUUGACGUUCUCCGACUCGAGCUGCAAAAGUUGGUACAAGACUGGAGACGGCCUGGUCACCAACAACUGGUGCGGAACUGUCGUCGAGUACCAGAAGAGGCUGUCGCAAAUCGACUGGGUUGGCGAGUACGACAUCUCUGGAUCGGGUAGCGACGUGGCUGUGAAGCGUGGCAAGGAGAACAUCGGAAGAGUUGUGGAGGAGACCGUGGUUCCUGUGAUUGCGAUUACGACCUAUGUGACUCUGGCGGCAGCACUUACCCUGGGCUACAAGGCGGCAUCGAAGUCGCCGGCUGUGCAGAAGUUUGUUGCGAACUUGUUUUGAUCAUAGGUGGUGGUGUAGGCAAUAGUUAAUUUCCCAACUUCCUGAGAUAUGUAGAUUAUUUUUGUGUUAUUCGCUGUGUGCUUUGACACUUCGACGAGGGAAGCAAUUGAUAGACUUUAAG
This is a messenger RNA of Pseudogymnoascus verrucosus, 2340 nucleotides long. RefSeq lists its product as uncharacterized. The record is from RefSeq and is a predicted model, not a curated record. The transcript is spliced from 3 exons. Lineage: Eukaryota; Fungi; Ascomycota; Leotiomycetes; Thelebolales; Thelebolaceae. The coding region runs from base 426 to 2219 and encodes 597 amino acids. Gene Ontology annotation, molecular function: flavin adenine dinucleotide binding; NADP binding; N,N-dimethylaniline monooxygenase activity.